Phyllostomus discolor (pale spear-nosed bat) is the source of this 1431-nucleotide messenger RNA. RefSeq names its product pancreatic lipase (gene PNLIP). The transcript has 12 exons. NCBI's taxonomy places the organism in Eukaryota, Metazoa, Chordata, Mammalia, Chiroptera, Phyllostomidae. The record is from RefSeq and is a predicted model, not a curated record. Gene Ontology annotation, biological process: lipid metabolic process. Gene Ontology annotation, molecular function: protein binding; triacylglycerol lipase activity. Bases 1 to 1398 code for a protein of 465 amino acids.
AUGCUUCCAAUCUGGGCGCUGGCACUGCUGCUGGGAACAGCCGUCGGAAAGGAGCUCUGCUUCCAAAGACUCGGCUGCUUCAGUGACGAUGCCCCGUGGGCAGGGAUUGUGGAGAGACCCCUCAAGAUCUUGCCCUGGAGCCCCAAAAAGGUCAACACCCGCUUCCUCCUGUACACCAAUGAGAACCCAACCACCUAUCAAGAACUUGUCGCCGAUUCGUCAACUAUCGAGGCCUCCAAUUUCAAAACAGAUAGAAAAACCCGCUUCAUCAUUCAUGGAUUCAUAGACAAGGGCGAAGAAAGCUGGCUGGCCAACAUGUGCAAGAACAUGUUCCAGGUGGAAAGCGUGAACUGCAUUUGCGUGGAUUGGAAGAGUGGCUCCCACACAGGGUACACCCAGGCCUCACAGAACAUCCGGAUUGUGGGGGCAGAAGUGGCUUAUUUUAUCGAUGUCCUUCAGUCGGCCUUAAAUUACUCACUCUCCAACGUCCAUAUCAUUGGCCACAGCCUGGGCUCUCACGCCGCUGGGGAGGCGGGAAGGAGGACCAAUGGGACCGUUGCACGGAUCACAGGGUUGGACCCAGCUGAACCUUGCUUUGAGGGGACACCCGAACUAGUCCGACUGGACGCCAGCGAUGCCCAGUUUGUGGAUAUAAUUCACACAGAUGCUGCCCCCAUAAUCCCCAACAUGGGGUUUGGAACGAGCCAGAUUUCAGGACACCUGGAUUUCUUUCCCAAUGGAGGAAUACACAUGACCGGAUGCAAGAAGAACAUUCUCUCUCAGAUCGUGGACAUAGACGGGAUCUGGGAAGGCUCUCGUGACUUUGUUGCCUGUAACCAUCUGAGAAGCUACAAGUAUUACACUGAUAGCAUCCUCAACCCCGGAGGCUUUGCUGGAUACCCCUGUGGCUCGUACGAAGCUUUCACUGAGAACAAGUGCUUCCCCUGCCCAAGUGAAGGCUGCCCGCAGAUGGGUCACUACGCUGACAGAUUUCCUGGGAAGACAAAGGAAGUAGGCCAGACGUUUUACCUGAACACUGGUGACCUCGGCAGCUUUCCCCGUUGGAGGUACAAGGUGGUUGUCGUUCUGUCUGGAAAGAGGGUGAGAGGACACGUGCUAGUUUCUUUGUUUGGAGAUCAAGGGAACUCUAAGCAGUAUGAAGUUUUCAAGGGCGUUCUCCGACCAGACGCUAUUCUUGCCAAUGAAAUUGACUCAGAUGUGGAUGUUGGAGAUUUGCAGACGGUUAAAUUUGUUUGGUAUAACAAUAUCAUCAACCCAACUCUACCCAAAGUGGGUGCAUCCCAGAUCACAGUGGAAAGAAAUGAUGGAAAAACGUACAACUUCUGCAGCCAGUCCACUGUGAGGGAGAACGUGCUGCUCACCCUCACCCCGUGCUAGGGGCCUGCUCACAUGGGGCCCCUGGGUCUGACU